Molecule: messenger RNA, 2168 nt
Organism: Cyclopterus lumpus (lumpfish)
Lineage: Eukaryota; Metazoa; Chordata; Actinopteri; Perciformes; Cyclopteridae
Gene: grinab
Product: glutamate receptor, ionotropic, N-methyl D-aspartate-associated protein 1b (glutamate binding)
Exons: 7
Coding region: 188-1438 (416 amino acids)
Biological process (GO): negative regulation of apoptotic signaling pathway
Cellular component (GO): endoplasmic reticulum; membrane; Golgi apparatus
Source: RefSeq, a predicted model, not a curated record
UCCUGAACGCGACAUCCGCAUCGUGGGGGCGGAGAGGAAACAGCAGUUUACUGGCAGAGUGAACAAAAAAAAUCCAAAGAGGGAAAAACCUACGGAAUAAAUACCACAAAUAAUUUUGGAAAGGCUCUGCUGGGAUUAAAACGUUGACUGCGAGCAAUUGGGUCUGUGCUCCUGAUCUAAGCCAGAGAUGACCACCGAGAAGACCACAUACGCUCCCAUAGAGGGGGUGUCAUCUCCACCCUCGUUUCCCGUGAAUAUGCCAAGCCCAAACAUGUUUGGGGCCCCUGCUCCUAGUGGGUUCCUUGCUCCUGGUGGUCAACCUGCUCCUAGUGGGUUCCUUGCUCCUGGUGGUCAACCUGCUCCUAGUGGGUUCCUUGCUCCUGGUGGUCAACCUGCUCCUGAUGGUUUCUUUGCUCCUGGUGGUCAACCUGCUCCUGGUGGUUUCUUUGCUCCUGGUGGUCAACCUGCUCCCGAUGUUUUUUUUGCUCCUGGUGGUUUCCUUGCUCCUGGUGGUCAACCUGCUACUGGUGGUUUCCCUGCUCCUGGUGGUCAACCUGCUCCUAGUGAUUUCCUUGCUCCUGGUGGUCUCCCUUUCCCUCCACCGACUGCAUUUGGACCGGGUGUUCCUGGAGCUUUCGGAAUGGGCAAGCCCUCUUCCUCGCCAUAUUCUCCACCAGGCCAGGGCUUUAAUGGCAACUUCAGUGCAGAUGAUGUUUACCACAGUGAGGAGGACCCACCACCCUUUCAUGAGAAUCAAGACUUUGAUUUUGGAUUGGAUAACAAGAGCAUAAGAAGAGCCUUUAUUCGAAAGGUAUUCUUGGUGUUGACUGCUCAGCUGAUGGUGACAUUCGCCUUUGUCGCUGUUUUCACCUUCGUGGAUGAAGUCAAGAUGUUUGUCAUGGUGAACACCUGGACCUACUUGGUGUCAUAUGCCAUAUUCUUUGUGUCAGUUUGUGUGAUCAGCUGCUGUGGGAGCGUUCGGCGAAGACAUCCAUGGAACCUUGUCGCAUUAUCAGUCCUGACUCUCAGCAUGUCCUACAUGGUGGGAAUGAUCGCCAGCUUCCAUGACACUGAAUCAGUGAUCAUGGCAGUAGGUAUCACAGCCGUUGUGUGCUUCACAGUGGUCAUCUUCUCUCUACAGACCAAGUAUGACUUCACUUCCUGUUACGGUGUGCUUUUCGUCUGUUUAAUUGUCCUGAUCGUCUUCGGCAUCCUCUGCAUCUUCAUCCGUAACAGGAUUCUGCAAAUUGUGUAUGCUGGACUGGGAGCUUUGCUCUUCACCUGUUUCUUGGCGGUGGACACACAGAUGCUGCUUGGCAACAAGGAACUGUCCCUGAGUCCAGAAGAAUAUGUCUUUGCAGCUCUAAACCUUUACACAGACAUCAUAAACAUCUUUCUCUACAUUCUUGCCAUUAUUGGAAGAGCAAGGGGCGGCUAAGGAGUAGAAAAAACAGGUAGCGAUCCUGACAUAAAAUUGCUUUGAGUUCAAGUGCAGAAUUGAGUUACAAUUUAAUUUAGUUUUGUCUUGUAGUGUGCAUUCAUCACAUAGUUUGAGAAUAUUUGGCUUCACCCAUUGUAAAUGUUUUUUUUGUUUUUUUUUUCAAUAAUAUAUAUAUAUCUAGAGUGUCUACAUUGUAGUUUGGGGUGGGGGGGUUAUUGCGGUUUUAUCAGCUAUUUGACGUGUUGUACACAACUUUAUUUUAAUUUAGAAACUUAUGCCAUAAGAAAUCAUUAAACGGUAUAACGAUUUGACACUAAACCUUCCCAGAGCUUUCAACUGUGUGACAUAUUCUUCAUUAUCAGGUAGACAUUAACAUUGCAAUGUCAUCCAUUGCACUUUAAGGACAAUCCGGCCAGGAAGGCAAAUUUAUCCCAUUAAGAACUUUAUGUGGUUAAUACAAUUCUGUAAACUGAUAAUAAGUGGAACUUGAUUUGGGAUUAUUUUGUGAAACCACUCUUUCCAGGGUCAAGAUUGAACUUUCCUAUAGGCCAGCAAGGGGGACAUACAAACCGAUCCAUCACCAUGGCAAUUGACAAACAUAAUUUGUUAAAGACUGCUAUGGUUAAAAGCCCCAGACAAAGCUGUAAGCAGACCUUGUGGUUUUUGUCAAAAUACUAUGUCCAACAUGAAAUAAUCUGUAAUGCUAUGUAUAAAGUUAUUUUCUAAA